AUGGCCGAAGAAACAACGAUUCCUGAGCCAGAAGUUAUCAAAAUAUCGGUAUUUACACCCUUGAUAUAUGUUGGAGUGGUAUUAUCACUAUUCAUUAUAUUCUCAAUGACUUAUAGAAAAAGAAGAGUAAAUCAAUUUAAACAAAUAGAGCCAAUUUUUAAAGAAAAUUAUAAUUCUUCGAUAUAUCAACAACUAAAAUCUCAAUACACAGACCCAAAUUUAUCAAAAGAUCAAAAACCUCAUGAAAAAGUAAUGAAAGCUGCCUUAUUGCGUAGAGCAGUAGAAGCAAUAAGAAGAAGUAUGAAAUUAAAAGAAAAUGAAGCCAUAUUCAAUAAGUUAUAUCAAAAUGGAUUGAUUGGUGAUGAUAUGUACAAACAAUAUGAAUUUCAAAUAAAAUUUCAAGAGUUAGAAUUAAAGGAAAUUGUAGCUGAAACUGAACAAUAUAAGAAAAAUUGGUCACAAACUUUUUUCCCUUUGGCUCAAGAAAUAUGUUUUAAUGAAGCUUUAAGAAGAAGAAUUAAUGCUAUAGAUGAUAGAGCAUUGGAUUUAAGUACUUUAUGGGAUUUCAAAUAA
Messenger RNA from Lodderomyces pseudojiufengensis, 573 nucleotides. Its product is annotated as Sec63 complex subunit. Lineage: Eukaryota; Fungi; Ascomycota; Pichiomycetes; Serinales; Debaryomycetaceae. The record is from RefSeq and is a predicted model, not a curated record. The transcript has a single exon. The coding region runs from base 1 to 573 and encodes 190 amino acids. Gene Ontology annotation, cellular component: Sec62/Sec63 complex. Gene Ontology annotation, biological process: post-translational protein targeting to membrane, translocation.